UGCAUGGCCAGUGCGGAGGAGAUUAUAGUAAAUGGGCAGGUUAUAACGCUGCCCACAUUGGAGGUGGUCAAAGCAGUUCCCAUCAUGGCGGCUGGCACUAACAUCGAUUGGUUGGUCCAUCUCUACUAUGCGCGACGUGAUUUUAUACGUUGUCGCAUCAUAAUCGAUCGAGAGCUUUAUAGAAGUUUGAAUCCAGAGUAUUUGUAUUAUGUCAAGGGUUUAAUUGACCGUGAAGAGGGCAACAGCAUUGAGGCGCUACGUAAUCUACAAAAAGCACUCGACUUAAAUUCAAAAAAUAUUGAAACUUACAAGGAGAUUGGCAAAACACU
Rhagoletis zephyria (snowberry fruit fly) is the source of this 329-nucleotide messenger RNA. RefSeq names its product Bardet-Biedl syndrome 4 protein homolog. Gene Ontology annotation, biological process: protein localization to cilium; cilium assembly. Gene Ontology annotation, molecular function: protein binding. Gene Ontology annotation, cellular component: ciliary basal body. NCBI's taxonomy places the organism in Eukaryota, Metazoa, Arthropoda, Insecta, Diptera, Tephritidae. The record is from RefSeq and is a predicted model, not a curated record.